Drosophila eugracilis is the source of this 638-nucleotide messenger RNA. RefSeq names its product dihydrofolate reductase (gene Dhfr). The record is from RefSeq and is a predicted model, not a curated record. Gene Ontology annotation, biological process: dihydrofolate metabolic process; glycine biosynthetic process; folic acid metabolic process. Gene Ontology annotation, molecular function: NADP binding; dihydrofolate reductase activity. The transcript has 2 exons. Lineage: Eukaryota; Metazoa; Arthropoda; Insecta; Diptera; Drosophilidae. The coding region runs from base 70 to 621 and encodes 183 amino acids. Gene Ontology annotation, cellular component: mitochondrion.
CUCGAUCAGCUGUUUUAUUUGCUAGCUUAGAACAUAUAUAUUUAACUAUAUUUUUAGCAAGGCUUAAAUAUGAAGCGCUUUAAUUUAAUAGUGGCAUUUUGUGAAAAUUUCGGAAUCGGCAUCAAAGGCGAUCUUCCCUGGCACAUUAAAUCAGAACUGAAGUACUUUAGCCGCACCACCAAGCGUACAAGUGAUCCAGCCAAACACAAUGCGGUUGUGAUGGGCAGAAAAACCUUCUUUGGAAUCCCGGAAAGCAAGAGACCCCUUCCCGAUCGCCUGAACAUAGUGCUAAGCACCACACUCCAACAGGAGAAACUGCCUGAAGGAGUUCUCUUGUGUUCUAGUCUCGAGGAAGCUAUGAAGGUAAUUGAGGAUAAAAACGAUGUGGAAAACGUUUGGAUCGUGGGCGGCAGUGGUGUUUAUAAGGAAGCGAUGGCCUCAACAAGAUGCCAUCGCCUUUACGUUACCAAAAUUCACCAGCAGUUCGAGUGCGAUACAUUUUUUCCCGAAAUCCCAAACAGUUUCAGAGAGGUGGCUCCCACCUCCGAUGUACCACUAGGUGUGCAAGAGGAAAAUGGCAUCAAAUUUGAGUACAAGAUCUUGGAAAAACAGUCAGAAUAAAGUAAUCAUAUAAUUUA